Molecule: messenger RNA, 1579 nt
Organism: Cornus florida
Lineage: Eukaryota; Viridiplantae; Streptophyta; Magnoliopsida; Cornales; Cornaceae
Product: CBL-interacting serine/threonine-protein kinase 1-like
Exons: 12
Coding region: 141-1484 (447 amino acids)
Biological process (GO): signal transduction; protein phosphorylation
Molecular function (GO): protein kinase activity; ATP binding
Source: RefSeq, a predicted model, not a curated record
GGCCUUUAUAUACUUCUCGCAACCAAUAUUAGUACUUCUAAAUACAUUUUCAACUUUUGCUUUAGCAGAACUGAUUUCUUAAUUAAGAGAGAGAGAGAAAUCUAGAGAGAGAAUUAAGAAAAAUAAGAAAGAAGAAGGGAAUGCGAAUUGGGAAGUAUGAAAUCGGAAGGACUUUGGGAGAAGGCAAUUUCGGGAAGGUGAAAUUCGCUAAGAAGAUCGAUUCAGGCCAACCGUUCGCCGUUAAGAUCUUGGAGAAGAAUCGAAUUAUCGACCUCAAGAUCACCGAUCAGAUAAAAAGGGAAAUUGGUACCUUGAAGCUCAUCAAACAUCCAAACGUUGUCAGAUUACAGGAGGUCUUAGCAAGCAAAACAAAGAUUUACAUGGUCCUAGAAUAUGUGAACGGCGGUGAAUUGUUUGACAGAAUUGUAUCGAAGGGGAAGCUAUCCGAGGAUCAAGGCAGGAAGCUCUUCCAGCAGUUAAUUGAUGGAGUGAGUUACUGCCACAACAAAGGUGUUUAUCACCGUGAUCUCAAGUUGGAGAAUGUACUUCUCGAUGCCAAAGGGAACAUAAAGAUAUCUGAUUUUGGGCUUAGUGCACUACCCCAGCAUUUCAGGGAUGAUGGGUUACUGCAUACAACCUGUGGUAGUCCCAACUACGUUGCGCCUGAGGUUCUUGCUAAUAAGGGGUAUGAUGGUGCCACCUCUGAUACGUGGUCAUGUGGCGUCAUCUUGUACGUGAUUCUAACUGGAUAUCUACCGUUUGAUGAUAGAAAUCUUGCAGUUCUAUAUCAGAAGAUUUUCAAGGGGGAAGUUCAUAUUCCCAAAUGGCUAUCCCCAGGAGCACAGAACCUAAUAAGAAGGAUUCUUGAUCCUGACCCUGUUAAGCGUAUAACGAUGGAAGAGAUCAAAACAGAUGAAUGGUUCAAGCAAGACUAUACGCCUGCCGAACCUGAUGAAGAAGAAGAAGAUAUAUACAUAGAUGAUGAUGUUUUGUCAAUACAUGAGCCAUCAGAUACAGAGAAAAGCCCAGAACCACCAUCUCUCAUCAAUGCUUUUCAGCUCAUUGGAAUGUCUUCGUGCCUAGACCUCUCUGGUUUCUUUGAGAAAGAGGAUGUUUCAGAGAGGAAGAUCAGAUUUACGUCCAACUAUUCCCCAAAAGAAUUGCUUGAGAGGAUUGAGGAUAUUGUAACUCAUAUGGGAUUUGGAGUCCAGAGGAAAAAUGGAAGGCUUAAGGUGAGGCAAGAGUGCAAAGGCCAGAAAAGCCCGGGGAGCCUUUCAGUUGCAGCAGAAGUCUUUGAGAUAAGCCCGACCUUGUAUGUAGUUGAAUUAAGAAAGUCCUAUGGAGAUUCUAAAGUUUAUAGACAGCUGUGUAAAAAGCUAUCAACUGAUCUGGGCGUCUCGCCAAGUCAACAAAAUUUGUUGAAGAUGGAAGUUUUAGCAUCUGGACUGGGGCCAGGACAGGAAAUAGCAGUAGAACAAGCCUAGUAGAGUAUCUGUAUGAAAAUCUUUGUGAAGAACAUUGUGUAAUUUGAUACGUCUCGGAACUAGUAUAUCUAUAAAAUGCACACAGUUUUUCAGUC